GACGCGAUUAUGAAUUUGCACCAAUGACUGUAUAUAUGAAUUUGCACUUAAGUCUACAGCACAAGAUACACGCAGCUAGUUUACACAUUGCGCAACAAGCUGCUCCGUAUGAGUUGGAAAUCGAUGGUUAUUUCCCAAGUUCCUUCCUGGUUGCAAUGUGACAAGUUAUUGCGCUCAGUGGUGGUGAUUCCUGAACAGUUCAAGAUGACCACACUUCUUAGCUUACUCCUCGGGGCUGGUCCACUACUGUUACUUGCCCUAAACCCAGUACAUGGAUCCGACAAUGCCACCCUCCCAUUGGUUCUGUGGCACGGAAUGGGAGACAGCUGUUGCAACCCUCUCAGCAUGGGCUCCAUAAAGAAGAUGGUCGAGGAAACCAUCCCUGGAAUUGACGUCCUGUCACUAAUGAUUGGCAAGACUGUCAUUCAGGACACAGAGAAUGGUUUCUUCAUGGAUGUCAAUGAGCAGGUGUCCAUGGUGUGCAGCCAGCUGGCCCAGGAUCCCAAACUGAAGGAUGGCUACAAUGCCAUGGGCUUCUCCCAGGGAGGACAGUUUCUGAGGGCAGUGGCGCAGCGCUGUCCAUCUCCUCCAAUGAAAACCCUGAUCUCUGUUGGGGGACAACAACAAGGGGUGUAUGGUCUCCCUAAAUGCCCUGGAGAGAGCUCCCAUAUCUGUGACUGGAUUCGCAAGAAACUCAACUCAGGAGCCUAUACUGAUAUUGUUCAAAAACACUUGGUGCAGGCACAGUACUGGCACGACCCACUGAACGACGACCUGUACAAAAAACACAGCCUCUUCCUGGCUGAUAUCAACCAGGAGCGGGUGGUAAACGAGACUUACAAGAAGAACCUCCAGCUGCUGGACAAGUUUGUGAUGGUCAAGUUCUUGCAGGACAGUGUUGUGGAUCCAGCUGACACUGAGUGGUUUGGUUUUCUGAAAACGGGUCAGGCAAAAGAGACCGAAACGCUUCAGGAGAGUGUUCUCUAUAAAGAGGAUCGUCUGGGACUGGCAGCGAUGGAUGCAGCUGGAAAGCUGGAUUUUCUGGGUACAGAAGGAGAUCACCUCCAGUUCACCAGGGAGUGGUUCAAUGCCAAACUAGUGCCUUACCUGCGCUAAAUACACUUAGCUACCUACGCUGACACUCAAGUUGGCAUGCGCACAACUAUUGCACUGAUCAUUCCUAUCAUAUCAAUACCAUCCUGCUGAUGAAUCUAAUGCACAAUUUGAUUUUUAAAACCCUGAUUUUACCCAGUUCAUGUACUACCACAGAAAAUUAAGUUAGUCUUAAUUGGUUCCCAGAGAUGCAUGGUGGUCUAACUGGGGGACGUGUAUUAAAGUUUACAUUUGAUCAUUUUUUGUUUAGCGCUAUUUUGGAAUAAAAAUGUACAUAAAACUUAA
This is a messenger RNA of Oncorhynchus mykiss (rainbow trout), 1398 nucleotides long. Its product is annotated as palmitoyl-protein thioesterase 1. Gene Ontology annotation, biological process: receptor-mediated endocytosis; protein depalmitoylation. Gene Ontology annotation, cellular component: lysosome. NCBI's taxonomy places the organism in Eukaryota, Metazoa, Chordata, Actinopteri, Salmoniformes, Salmonidae. The record is from RefSeq and is a predicted model, not a curated record. Gene Ontology annotation, molecular function: palmitoyl-(protein) hydrolase activity.